AUAAAAACCCCUGGGGUCUGCAGCUCAGCUCCAAGCUCUGAGUGCUCCCACAGCCGCACGCCAACCCCGCUGCCACCAUGGUGCACUGGUCCGCCGAGGAGAAGCAGCUCAUCACCAGCAUCUGGGGCAAAGUCAACGUGGAGGAAUGCGGUGCCGAAGCCCUGGCCAGGCUGCUGAUUGUCUACCCCUGGACCCAGAGGUUCUUUGAUAACUUCGGGAACCUCUCCAGCCCCACUGCCAUCAUUGGUAACCCCAAGGUCCGUGCUCAUGGCAAAAAAGUGCUGAGCUCCUUUGGGGAAGCUGUGAAGAACCUGGACAACAUCAAGAGCACCUAC
Messenger RNA from Phasianus colchicus (ring-necked pheasant), 335 nucleotides. NCBI's taxonomy places the organism in Eukaryota, Metazoa, Chordata, Aves, Galliformes, Phasianidae. The record is from RefSeq and is a predicted model, not a curated record.